CUUCUGGAAACGUAGCUUCGACUAUAAAAGCAAUGCGCCUGAGUCAGUUUGGGCAUUAGUUUAAGAAGACUACCGAGGCAAAAGUUGCUACAAAGGGAACUUUUCAAGGAGACUGCUGAGAUCCUUCAGAAUCUUUAAGACGCGACAGACUCAUCGCUGAAAGAACUCUAAGCAAGAAUCAUAAUGUCCUCAGCUAAGGGAGUAUCUAUUGGCAUUGAUCUGGGCACCACCUAUUCUUGUGUCGGGGUGUUCCAGCAUGGCAAGGUGGAGAUCAUCGCCAACGACCAGGGCAACAGGACCUCUCCCAGCUACGUGGCCUUUACAGACACAGAGAGGCUCAUUGGAGAUGCUGCCAAAAACCAGGUUGCCAUGAACCCGGUCAACACAGUCUUUGAUGCCAAACGUCUUAUUGGGAGAAAGUUUAACGAUUCUGUUGUCCAGUCCGACAUGAAAUUAUGGCCUUUCAAGGUGAUCAGCGAUAACGGAAAGCCCAAAGUCCAGGUUGAGUAUAAAGGGGAGACCAAGUCCUUCUUCCCAGAGGAAAUCUCCUCCAUGGUUCUGGUUAAAAUGAAGGAAAUCUCGGAGGCCUACCUGGGACAGAAGGUGUCAAAUGCAGUCAUCACAGUCCCAGCAUAUUUCAACGACUCUCAGAGGCAGGCCACCAAGGACGCCGGUGCGAUCUCUGGACUGAAUGUCCUCAGGAUCAUCAACGAGCCCACAGCAGCAGCCAUCGCCUAUGGUCUGGAUAAAGGAAAAAGAGGAGAGCGCAAUGUCCUCAUCUUUGAUCUCGGUGGAGGCACCUUUGACGUGUCCAUCCUGACCAUUGAGGACGGCAUCUUUGAGGUUAAAUCCACCGCAGGAGACACUCACCUGGGCGGGGAAGACUUCGACAACCGGAUGGUCAACCACUUUAUGGAGGAAUUUAAAAGGAAAAAUAAGAAGGACAUUAGCCAAAACAAGAGAGCAGUGAGGAGACUGCGCACAGCUUGUGAGAGGGCAAAGAGAACCCUGUCCUCCAGCACCCAGGCCAGCAUCGAGAUCGACUCUCUGUUUGAGGGCAUUGACUUCUACACCUCUAUCACAAGGGCUCGCUUUGAGGAGCUUAACUCUGAGCUCUUCAGGGGAACACUGGACCCAGUCGAGAAGGCCCUGCAAGAUGCCAAGCUGGAUAAGUCCAAGAUCCAUGAAAUCGUCUUGGUUGGUGGCUCCACAAGAAUUCCCAAAAUCCAGAAGCUCUUGCAAGACUUUUUCAAUGGUAGAGAACUGAACAAGAGCAUCAACCCAGAUGAAGCUGUGGCGUACGGCGCAGCGGUCCAGGCUGCUAUCCUCAUGGGCGACACAUCAGAGAACGUCCAAGAUCUGCUGCUGCUUGACGUGGCUCCCCUAUCUCUGGGCAUUGAGACGGCGGGUGGAGUGAUGACGCCUCUCAUCAAACGUAACACCACCAUCCCCUCCAAACAGACCCAGAUCUUCUCCACCUUUUCGGACAAUCAGCCAGGUGUGCUCAUUCAGGUGUAUGAGGGGGAGAGAGCCAUGACAAAGGACAACAACCUCCUGGGCAAAUUUGAGCUCACAGGUAUCCCCCCCGCUCCACGAGGUGUACCACAGGUGGAGGUGACUUUUGACAUUGAUGCAAAUGGCAUUUUGAAUGUGUCAGCUGUUGACAAAAGCACCGGGAAAGAAAACAAAAUCACCAUCACCAACGACAAGGGUCGCCUCAGCAAAGAGGACAUAGAGCGGAUGGUACAAGACUCAGAAAAGUACAAGGCUGAGGACGACAUGCAGAGGGAGAGGGUUGCAGCAAAGAACUCACUAGAGUCAUACGCCUACCAAAUGAAGAACAGUGUCGAGGACGAGAACGUGAAAGGAAAGAUUAGCGAGGAGGAUAAAAAGAUGGUCAUUGACAAGUGCAACAAGGCAAUCUCCUGGCUGGAGAACAACCAGAUGGCAGAGAAAGAAGAGUACGAGCAUCAGCAGAAAGAACUAGAGAAAGCGUUCAAGCCAGUUGUCACCAAGUUGUACCAGGGAGCAGCACCGUCAGGAAGCUGCGGCAGCGGGGCAGGAGGCAACUCCAAGGGCCCCACUAUUGAGGAAGUGGACUAAAACAACAGACCUCAGCUUAUUGUUUAUAGAAAUCCUUUGGCUGUAUGUUGUUUGCUACCAAAAAUCUUAAAAUGUCUCAAUGUAUUUACUUUGUUAAAGUGGACCUAUUAUGCUAUAUUUGAAAAAUAUAUUGUAGGGCCAUACCUAUAUAAAACAUGUCUGUGAAGUUUUUUGCUUAAAAUACCAAACAGAUCACCCAUUGUAGCCGUGCCUCAUACUGCUCAUACCCC
Trematomus bernacchii (emerald rockcod) is the source of this 2333-nucleotide messenger RNA. RefSeq names its product heat shock protein family A (Hsp70) member 1B (gene hspa1b). NCBI's taxonomy places the organism in Eukaryota, Metazoa, Chordata, Actinopteri, Perciformes, Nototheniidae. Gene Ontology annotation, cellular component: blood microparticle; vesicle; cytoplasm. The record is from RefSeq and is a predicted model, not a curated record. The transcript is spliced from 2 exons. Gene Ontology annotation, biological process: cellular response to unfolded protein; protein refolding. Gene Ontology annotation, molecular function: heat shock protein binding; ATP-dependent protein folding chaperone; ATP hydrolysis activity. The coding region runs from base 184 to 2103 and encodes 639 amino acids.